CGUCACAUCCGACCCCUCCCUCCAUCUCUCGCCCGCGCAGCAGCAGCAGCAGCAGCAGCAGCCAUGGAUCUGCUCCCGCCGGCGUCGGAGGCGCCGGCUGGCGGCGGCGCGGUGGCAGGGCGGGGGCUGCGGCGCGGGGUCGGGUUCCGGUCGCUCAAGCUGGUGAACGUGGCCAUGGAGGAGGCCCUCCCCGCCGAGCCCGUCGGCGUCGCCUACGGCCGCCUCCCCAACGGCCUCACCUACUACGUCCGCUCCAACCCCAAGCCCCGCAUGCGCGCCGCCCUCUCCCUCGCCGUCAAGGUCGGGUCGGUGGUGGAGGAGGAGGACGAGCGCGGGGUGGCGCACAUCGUCGAGCACCUCGCCUUCAGCGCCACGUCGCGAUACACCAACCACGACAUCGUCAAGUUCCUCGAGAGCAUCGGGGCCGAGUUCGGCGCCUGCCAGAACGCGCUCACCUCAUCCGACGAAACCAUCUACGAGCUGCUCGUGCCCGUCGACAAGCCCGGCCUGCUCUCCCAGGCCAUCUCCGUGCUCGCCGAGUUCAGCUCCGAGAUUCGGAUUUCGGCCGAGGACCUGGAUAAAGAAAGAGGCGCUGUGCUGGAGGAGUACAGGGGUGGGCGCAAUGCCACUGGGCGGAUGCAGGACUCCCACUGGACAUUGUUGUUUCAGGGUUCCAAGUAUGCAGAACGCUUGCCGAUAGGUUUGGAGAAGGUGAUACGGACUGUUACACAUGAGACUGUUAGGCAGUUUUACCAUAAGUGGUACAAUCUAAGCAAUAUGGCUGUCUUUGCUGUGGGAGACUUCCCAGAUACACAGGCUGUCGUUGAGUUGAUAAAGGAACAUUUUGGCCAGAAAGCCCCAGCUCCUUGCCCUCCACCAGUUAUACCGGACUUUCCAGUUCCAUCGCAUAUUGAACCUCGAUUUUCAUGCUUUGUCGAAUCCGAAGCUGCAGGGUCAGCCGUUGUUAUUAGCUGCAAGAUGCCUGCUGGUGAAAUCAAAACAGUCAAGGAUUACAGAGAUUCAUUGGCAGAAUCCAUGUUUCAUUGUGCUCUGAAUCAGAGGCUCUUCAAACUAUCUCGUAGAAGGGAUCCUCCAUACUUCUCUUGCUCUUCAGCCGCAGAUGCUCUUGUCCGUCCAGUGAAGGCAUAUAUUAUGACAUCCAGUUGCCGCGAAAGCGGCACCGUGGAGGCUCUUGAGUCUAUGUUACUUGAGGUUGCUAGGGCACGGCUUCAUGGGUUUUCUGAACGUGAGAUAUCCAUUGUGCGCUCUUUAAUGAUGUCGGAGAUUGAGUCUGCAUAUUUGGAGCGUGAUCAAAUGCAGUCCACCAACUUGCGGGACGAGUUUCUGCAGCAUUUUCUUCGUGAGGAGCCUGUUGUCGGAAUUGAAUAUGAAGCACAGUUGCAAAAGACUCUUCUUCCUUACAUUUCUUCUGCGGAAGUGGUUAAGUUUGCAGAAAACUUUUCAACAAUCAGUAGCUGUGUUAUCAAGAUUGUUGAGCCCCGAGCUCAUGCUUCUUUAGAGGAUCUGAAAGCAGUUGUAUUGAAAGUUAACACUCUGGAAGAAAACAAGACUAUUCCUCCCUGGGAUGAAGAGCAGAUCCCUGAAGAAAUUGUUAGCCAAAGUCCAGAGCCAGGAAAUAUCAUUGAUAAAGUGGAGCACCCAGGCAUAGGUGCUACUGAGAUGGUACUAUCUAAUGGGAUGCGGGUUUGCUAUAAGUGCACCGACUUUCUUGAUGAUCAGGUUGUUUUUACUGGAUUUGCAUAUGGUGGUUUGUCUGAAUUAUCUGAAGAUGAAUAUACAUCAUGCUCAAUGGGCUCGACAAUAGCAGGAGAAAUUGGUAUUUUUGGAUACAGGCCUUCUGUCUUGAUGGACAUGCUUGCUGGCAAGAGAGCUGAAGUUGGUACAAAAGUUGGGGCGUACAUGAGAUCAUUUUCUGGCGAUUGUUCACCUUCAGAUCUUGAGACUGGUUUGCAGCUUGUCUACCAACUAUUUACAACAAAGGUGGAGCCAAGGGACGAAGAAGUAAAAAUAGUGAUGCAAAUGGCAGAGGAAGCUAUAUAUGCUCAGGAAAGAGAUCCUUACACUGCAUAUGCAAAUCGUGCAAGGGAAAUAAAUUACGGGAACUCAUACUUCUUUAAGCCAAUAAGAAUAAGUGAUUUGAAGAAAGUGAAUCCAAUCAGAGCAUGCGAAUAUUUCAACAAUUGUUUCAAGGAUCCAUCAGCUUUUACUGUUGUAGUAGUUGGAAACAUCGACCCAGCCAUCUCAAUUCCACUGAUUUUGCAGUACCUGGGUGGGAUACCUAAGGUAGGGGAUACAGUUGAGCGACUUAGUCGUGAGGAUCUAAAGGGAUUGCCCUUCAAGUUUCCUGAAACCAUAAUUAGAGAGGUUGUCCGCAGCCCUAUGGUUGAAGCUCAGUGCUUUGUCCAACUAGGAUUUCCGGUGGUUUUGAAGAGCACAAUGAUGACGGAGGAUAUUCACUACGUGGGAUUUCUGAGUAAACUUCUCGAAACAAAAAUCAUGCAAGUACUUCGCUUCAAAUAUGGGCAGGUAUACUCAGUUAAUGUAGGUGUCUUCUUAGGUGGCAACAAACCAUCGAGAAGCGGAGAUGUUCGUGGAGACAUAAGUGUGAAUUUCUCAUGUGAUCCGGACAUGCCAUCUAAACUUGCUGAAUUUGUUCUGGAAGAGAUAUCAUAUCUACAGACAGAAGGCCCUUCUGAAGAAGAUGUAUCAGCUAUCCUAGAAAUUGAACAAAGAGCGCAUGAAAAUGGAUUGCAGGAAAAUUACUAUUGGUUGGAUAGAAUUCUGCGGAGCUACCAAUCAAGAAUUUAUUCUGGAGAUGUUGGAUCCACCUUCAAGGUCCAAAAUGAGGGACGUCUAAAAGUUAGAGAGGCUUUAAAACCAGAGUCGAUGCAAAUGGCCUUGCAAAGGGUCAUAUCUUUCCCUUGUAAAAAACAGUACACCGUAGUAAUUCUUAUGCCAAAGCCAUCUCGCUGGAAUUCGUUGAUAUCGGUUGUGAGUUGGAGUUCUGGUGGAUUUAGCAGAGAUGCCAAGAUUUUGGCUGGCAUGGCCGCCACACUGGUCUUAGCAGCCAGUUUAUGGAGAUACUCACGAGGCGCACUGAGAUCGUAGCGCACGGCACAUUCCAGCAUGUUUUAGUUAAGAUCCAGUUGGUAGAAGGAUUUUGUUACCAUACCCACCUGACCAUCAACCAACCUGUUGGCGGGUGCGGUGAUUCUUGGUCGUCAUGGAAGAAGAUAUACAGCAAUUGGUAGAAUAGAUUCGUUCCUCGCGUGUAAGUUUGUAACAGCAUUGGUUAUAUUGCCGCAUGCGUGCCUGUAACAGCCGCCCACAAAGUUGAUUCUCCAGAUUGAAAUUAGGCACGCAAGGUAGAGUGCGGACACCAGAUA
Molecule: messenger RNA, 3407 nt
Organism: Lolium perenne
Lineage: Eukaryota; Viridiplantae; Streptophyta; Magnoliopsida; Poales; Poaceae
Product: zinc protease PQQL-like
Biological process (GO): proteolysis
Molecular function (GO): metalloendopeptidase activity; metal ion binding
Source: RefSeq, a predicted model, not a curated record